Messenger RNA from Limanda limanda (common dab), 5410 nucleotides. It is a transcript of the gene pik3r1, whose product is annotated as phosphoinositide-3-kinase, regulatory subunit 1 (alpha). Bases 510 to 2696 code for a protein of 728 amino acids. Gene Ontology annotation, molecular function: 1-phosphatidylinositol-3-kinase regulator activity; protein binding. Gene Ontology annotation, cellular component: phosphatidylinositol 3-kinase complex. NCBI's taxonomy places the organism in Eukaryota, Metazoa, Chordata, Actinopteri, Pleuronectiformes, Pleuronectidae. The transcript has 15 exons. Gene Ontology annotation, biological process: phosphatidylinositol phosphate biosynthetic process; insulin receptor signaling pathway. The record is from RefSeq and is a predicted model, not a curated record.
UUGUUCGGGACCGGGCAGCCGAGCCGUGAUGUGGAACCUGUAACACUUUGUCCUUCUCGUUCCACUGGACUCGAACCCAAACCGGAGGAGUUUCUCACUCGUGGCCAUGUCGGCACUGGAGGACCUGGCUGCGGCUGCGUUUCCAUGGUAACGCGCCUGAACCCGUGAAGUUUAACCAGGCGGAAGCGUUCUGAAGUGUUGGAAGGAAGAGGAGCCGCGGGACCAGUGCAGAAUCGGUCUGGAGAGAAUUCUCAGGAUCGCAGCUGCAGGCCAUUCACUGAUGGGUACAUACUGUGAGGCGACAGGCCAAGAGCACUGCAAAUCACUCGGAAAAGACAACAACUGUCGAGGAAUGAAGACGAGCUAGAUCUUGUCUCUUAAAAAACUUUUGAAGUCUAGUUUUCUUGGAAGCAACCAUUGACUGUACGCAGAAUCGGGGAAACCUGAAAAGUAACUGCGCUGGUUGAAGCUCAUCUUCAAACAGAACACCUUCGCACCCCGCUGUCAGUAUGAGUGCUGAAGGAUAUCAAUACAGAGCGCUUUAUGACUACAAGAAGGAGAGGGAGGAGGACAUUAAUCUGCAUGUGGGGGACACAUUGUUGGUAAGCAAAGGAGCUCUGGUGGCUCUUGGGUACACUGACGGGCUGGAACAGAGGCCAGAGGAGAUUGGAUGGCUGCCAGGCUUCAAUGAAACCACUCAGGAAAAAGGGGACUUCCCUGGGACAUAUGUAGAGUACCUCGGGAAGAAACGGAUAUCUCCCCCCACCCCCAAGCCCAGGCCCCUCAGACCCCUACCUGUGGCUCCAGCUACCUGCAAGGGAGAGGCAGACUCUGACUCCGACCAAGGCCUCGCUCUGCUGGACGUAACGGAGCAGUUUACCCCUCCAGAGACCGCUCCACCCAUGCUGGCCAGACUGCUGGAAACCAUUGAGAGGAAAGGUCUGGAGAACCCUACUUUAUAUCGAACAUUCACUGCUGGAGCUGGACUUGAAGUGAGGCAGUAUUUCGAAUGUGAUCCCCCCUCAGCAGACCUGGAUCAGUUUGAACUUUCGGUCCUAUGUGAUGGUCUGAGUAGGUACCUGCAGGAUCUUCCACAGCCCAUCAUCCCCACUGCAAUAUAUGCUCAGAUGGUCCUCACAGCCAAAGAGGUAGCGAUUCCUGAAGAAUGUGCACAGCUGCUACGUCGCAUUGCCAGCACCCCGAGCCUGCCUCCACAAUACUGGCUAACUCUCCACUGUCUGCUAAGGCAUUUCAAUAGAGUGUGCCGUAACAGCUCCAAGAACUUGCUCUCUGCCAGAGCCCUAGGCGAGAUCUUCAGCCCUGUGUUUUUCAGACAGCAAGCCACCAGUUGUGAACCCAGCCUGGAUACCCACAUCAAGAUCAUCGAGGUUCUGGUGACCAGUGAGGGGAGUGAAAGUCAUGCUGCUCCAGCUCUACCUCCUAAGCCGCCCAAGCCCACAUCUGUGACUAACAACGGUAUGAACAACAACAUGGCGCUGCAAGACGCCGAAUGGUACUGGGGAGACAUCUCGAGAGAGGAGGUCAAUGAAAAACUGAGGGACACCGCUGAUGGUACAUUUUUGGUGCGUGACGCCUCUACGAAAAUGCACGGAGACUACACUCUGACUCUGAGGAAAGGAGGUAACAACAAGCUCAUUAAGAUAUUCCACCGGGAUGGGAAGUACGGCUUCUCUGACCCACUGACUUUCAGCUCAGUUGUUGAGCUCAUCAACCACUAUCGCAAUGAGUCACUGGCUCAGUACAACCCCAAGCUGGAUGUCAAGCUGCUGUAUCCGGUCUCCAAACACCAGCAGGAUCAGGUGGUGAAAGAAGACAACAUUGAUGCUGUUGGGAGGAAGCUCUGUGAGUACCACCAGCAGUACCAGGAGAAGAACAAGGAGUACGAUCGCCUGUAUGAAGAAUACACCCGAACAUCACAAGAAAUCCAAAUGAAAAGGACGGCGAUAGAAGCAUUUAACGAAACCAUAAAGAUCUUCGAGGAGCAAUGCCAAACACAAGAGCGGUACAGCAAAGAGUAUAUUGAGAAAUUUAGGAGAGAGGGCAACGACAAGGAGAUCCAGAGGAUCAUGGGGAACUACGAAAAGUUGAAAUCGAGGAUUAGUGAAAUCGUAGACAGCAAACGCCGACUGGAGGAGGAUCUGAAGAAACAGGCGGCAGACUACAGAGAGAUCGACAAGAGGAUGAACAGCAUCAAGCCCGACCUCAUCCAGCUCCGCAAGACCAGAGACCAAUAUCUCAUGUGGUUGACCCAGAAGGGAGUCAGACAAAAGAAACUCAACGAGUGGCUUGGAAUCAAGAACGAGAACACAGAAGAUCAAUAUUCCAUGGUGGACGAUGACGAAGACCUUCCUCAUCACGACGAGCGGGCCUGGAAACUGGGCAACAUCAACCGACUACAGGCGGAGGCGCUCCUCCAGGGCAAGAGAGACGGAACAUUCCUGGUUCGAGACAGCAGCAAAGCAGGAUGCUAUGCCUGCAGUGUUGUCGUGGAGGGUGAGGUGAAGCACUGCGUCAUCAACAAGACUCCCUCAGGUUUUGGCUUUGCCGAGCCGUACAACCUGUACAGCUCAUUAAAGGAACUUGUACUUCACUACCAGCACACGUCUUUGGUCCAGCACAAUGACUCCCUGAAUGUGACGCUAGCGUACCCAGUCUAUACCCAGCAGAGACGGUGAGGACCCGGAUUUAGCCACAUGGACACACGAGAAAAGGCCUCAUGGGAGUUGGAGAUUCAAGUCCUGGGACUCCGUGAUUUAAAAACAAGGCUCUAGUGCCUAACUCAGACUUAAACGGAGGAAAAGACGCAAUAAAGUCUGAAACAUUUCAAUGACUCUGCCUGACCACGAGCCCGCGGCGAGUCUGAAUGUAGAUUACUCUUUUGCAUUUUGUGGGAGCACAGAAUCAAGCGGAAACUGCUGAGCUCCCCCAGUGGAGGACGUAUGAGGCCUUUUCCCAACGGUGCUUGUUCUUUUUCAAAGCUUUACCAGCCGGAAUGUCUAAUCGCAGCAGAUAAACUCUUCAGAUGGAACUGUACCCACCGGCCACAAUUUUCUUUUUCCACUUUCUUUUUCCUUUCACAUCAUUUCUGUGUGUGUGUGUGUGUGUGUGUGUGUGUGUGUGUGUGUGUGUGUGUGUGUGUGUGUGUGUGUGUGUGUGUGUGUGUGUGUCUGUGUCUGUGUCUGUGUGUGUGUGUGUGUGUGUGUGUGUGUGUGUGUGUGUGUGUAUGUAUGUAUGUAUGCGUUUGUUUCUGCACAAGUGUUUGUGUGUAUGUAGCUGAGUGAGUGUGUGAUUGUCCAUGUGACCAAAACUCAUAGAAUCAGGAAACUGUGUGAUGUCAGGGGCUAUGUAACACAUUCACUUGUGUUAACCGUUCAGUAGCAAACCAUGGAUCAGCUAAUAAAUGUAGCAAAAUGGCACUUUUAAACAAAGUUUAAUUUUAUUUGUUUUUGUUUUUGGAAAGGACUCGUAUGUACUUUUAUCAAAAGAGCAGAGCGGACAAGACGUCCGCAUCCUGCCUUCUAACUGUUGAGCAUUAAAGCGCAGAAGUAAACUGGAUCUUUACUGUGGGCAGGUGAAACUAUGAAUGGACUCACUAUUUCAUGUACAUCUGUGAAAAAUGUUGGAAUUCAUGUAUCAAAGUGCACCAUACCAAAAAGGAUCAGUUCCUAUUUAGUUAUAUUCUGAUCUGCUAUGCAAUUCUUUCUCCAUUGUUUUCUUCAGAAUUGUUUUAUUCUGUUGCAACCCACAAUAUAAGCUUGUUUUAUUGCUUGUAAAAUAUAUUUUCCUGUGUAAAUAUCCAAGAGGAUAUUUUGUGUCAAAAUGCCGAGAUACAAUAAGAAAACUGCUCAUGAUUUUUAAAGAUAAUAGAAAUUAUUAUUUUACUUUAACAGCAGGUAUACAGAUGGAAAAAUUAGUAUUUUAUUAGUCUUUUCUGGCUUCAAACUAAUCUUCUUCUCAGGCAGAGCCUUUUGAGUAUUCGAGCUGCUUCAGUCACAAUUUCUCAGAGCUAAGCCGACAUGCAGUUCUUGGUUGAAAUGGACAAAGAAGGUUCGAUGACUCAGAAUGGGAUGAUGGGAUUGUAAAACCCUUAUCAACCACAACCAUGAAAACAGUAUAGAUUUAUUUUGUUAUAAAAUAUAUAUGUUCCCACAUGAGAAUAUAUGAAAAUAGACUGGUGUUUUCAAACCGAUGGAUAUUGUUAUUAAGGAUCACUAUACAUUGUCCGCUUAGUAUUUUUCUGUAUCAGAAAAUCACUGUGCUUACAUGGGUGGAGCAGCUCAUUUCAGAUAGUCUGUAAUUCAUAGUUCAAAGAUAACACGUGCCAGUGGAAUCCUUACUUGACCCCAUCUUUAAUCUAGUUUUACACGUCCACCAUCACGUGAUUGGUACAAAUGGUGAAGACCCAGUGGGCUGGUGGAGACCUCAGAAAAUAAUUGAAAUGACUCGUGGUUUUAAGUGUCAGGGCACCAGAACUACUUUGCCCCCCUUGUUGAGUGGGAAAAAUUGCAAAGUGGAUCACUCAGAUGACAAAAUGUCUGCUGUUUAUAGUAUAUAUUUUCUAAACCUAUUUUAAAUCAUAGAUGUACCUGCCAUGAAAUGAUUCAAAAGGUUUGUCCCUCAAAAUGUAGGCAUGGUCCGCACAGUUGUCGAGCUAAACUGUUCAUAUAUCUUUGCGUAAACAAAUGAGUUGUACAUGUAAUCUUGAUUAUUGCUUUCUUCGGCCGGCACACAUUUUUCUAUUUGUAGUUAAAGGUCUACAUGUAUAAACGGGCUAACAACAGUCGCUGCUUGUGUCGCCUCCUGUCUAAAGAAAUGUGGACAAGAAAUGAUACCAGUGUUUUCACCUGUUAUGAGAAAAAAACGCUGUGUGGUAAACGACCAUGUGAGAAAUUGAAGCAUGGAGAAACAGCCCCCCCCUCCCCGAUGACAGGUCAGUUGUACAGCACAGACUGUACACAACUGAGUUCAAAGUGUAAAAUGUAGAUACACUUGACCAAAUUAUCCAGCCGAGAUUAAAUUUUUAGCACAUUGAUAUUAACCCUCAUUUAUCCUAGGUUUUUUUUGGUUCUUUACUACGUCAGAUCCGACAUUUCUUUUUACAAGAAGUCGUCUGACUUUAGUUAACCUCCCCAACAGCUGCUGGCAUGAACUUUUAUUGUGAAAAUAUUUUCUUUUGUUUAGUUCUUGGACAACAUGCACCAUUAUUUUCCUUACCCCAAUUCUGGGUUGUAUGAUUAUUUUAGGUGUCUUUUUUUUAAUUUAAGGCUCAUCUUUUGUGGGUGUCCCAGACAUGAUAAUUGGAUUGAGAUUCACCAGUGUUCCCCAGUUUUGCUUCAACUCUGUAUUGGGCUUUGUUAAAAACAAAAUAAAACACUUCUUUUUAAAGAAA